Molecule: messenger RNA, 1421 nt
Organism: Pogonomyrmex barbatus (red harvester ant)
Lineage: Eukaryota; Metazoa; Arthropoda; Insecta; Hymenoptera; Formicidae
Source: RefSeq, a predicted model, not a curated record
UAUACUUUUACAUACAGUUUAAUUUAUUUUUUAUUUUACUAACAUUGAAGAAGGCUUAAAGUUAAAACGUUUUAUUUUAAGAUUUUUUAUAAAAUCUUUUUUUUGAGACUUAUCUUUUACAAGGAUAUCCAGCAUCGGACACUUUGGGUUUUCAUUUUUGUUUAAUUUUGGAUAUUAUUAUUUGAGUUUUUAUAUUUGAGUCAAACUUAUAGUAUUUACUUCAAUGUUUUAAAUAUCUUGGUCAUGUCGACAAUAUAUGGCAGAAGAAAUGGAGUUUUCGUAUUGGACGAUCAACUGUCUACAAAAUAAUCUCGGAAACUUGUGCCGCAAUAUGGACAGCAUUGCAGCCCAUAUACUUGCCUACAAUGCAGAGGAAUGACUGGCAACAAGUAGCACAAGGAUUUCUGAACCAAUGGAAUUUUCCCAGCUUGGGAGCAGUUGGCGGAAAGCAUAUUCGUAUUCAAGCUCCUCCAAGAACAGGAUCGCUGUAUUAUAAUUAUAAAACAUUUCUUUCGAUUGUUCUGAUGGCAGCCUGUGAUGCAAACUAUAAAUUUACAUGGAUAGAUGUAGGUAACUAUGUGGCAUUUCUGAUGACGGAGUAUGGGCAAACUCCGACUUCGGUCGUAGCCUGGAGAGAGGGCAAAAACCAGAGACAGCGGGAAGAAGAAGAGGAAAAUGAAAUGAAUGAAGAAGAUUAUGAUAGAGAUGUUAGAGAGCUGGGACUGCGAGAAAUAAUUUUCAAUUACCGACUUUCGAGAGCUAGGAGAGUCAUAGAAAAUGCCUUUGGCAUAUUGGUUUCAAAAUGGAUCAUUCUGAAAGGCAGCAUCGCCUGCAGUCUAGAAAGUGUGAGACAAUUGGUGAAACAAUUAGCCUUAGUGGUGCUCCAUAACUUCCUCCUGUCCUCUGAGAAAUAAUUAUGCAACAGCACCGGUACAAUAUCCAAGGAUUAGAUGAUCAGAAAGGAUCAUAUGAUGAACUACUUCAAAAUGGUGCCUAGCGUCGAGAAGUAAUAUAAAUAUAUUUGAACGCAUUGAGAGAAUAGAUGCUAACAAUGCAGCUCUGAUGCCAUCAGAUUUAAAAAUAACUUAAGGGAUUAUUUCAUAAGUGAGAUUGAGUGGCAAUAUAAUGUUUGCUACUCGAAAUAAUCUUAUUAUGCGAAGACCAUUGUAAAAUUUAUUUAUUUCAUACAUAUUUCUAAAUCAUCAAGAUUCAUUUUUAUUACUUUUGAGAUGCAACAGUAAGACCAACUUUAUCAGCUAUCAGCUAAAGAAACAUUUUUAGUUUUCUCAUUUGAAUAAAUAACAUUUAUUAACAUAAUACAAUAGAAUUAAGUUAGAUUAGGUAAUAAAAUAAGGAAGCAUCAGAUCUAAGAAAAUAUAUUUAUAUACAUAAGUAAAUAGAUAAUACAAGUUUUCUUUUUA